AUGAUCCAGAUCGAGGGGGGAGGACAAAGCUGCUCCCGGGUGCUUCAGAGCCGGAGCGAGCCGGACCGAACCGGACCGAACCGGACCCAGCCGGAGGGAACCGGACCGAGCCAGACCGAGCCGGACCGAACCGGACCCAGCCGGAGGGAACCGGACCGAGCCAGACCGAGCCGGACCGAACCGGACCCAGCCGGAGCGAACCGGACCAAGCCGGAGCGAACCGGACCGAGCCAGACCGAACCGGACCGAGCCGGACCGAACCGGACCGAACCGGAGCGAACCGGACCGAACCGGACAGAGCCGGACAGAGCCGGACAGAGCCCCCGCUGCCCCCAGAACCGGGCUGGGCCGAGAUCCAGCUCUGCUCCGGGCUCUGGGAGAGGAUUCAGCUCUGGGAAGGGAUGGGGAUGGAUCAUCCCCCCUCGGGAAAUCACCGGCAUGGCCCCCGAAAUUCGGGACCUUGGGACCCUUCCCCGAGCCUGCAGAGCCCCGGAGCCGCCGAUGGCUCCCGGGGGAGCGGGGACAGGAACAGGAGCGGGGACGGGGCUGCUGCUGCCGUUCCCUCUGGCUCUGGGAACAGCAGGACCCAUCCACAGAGCGGCUGCCGUGGGAUCCUCGGUGCUGCUCCCCGGCCUGGAUAACAACACCCACAGCAAUUCCACACUCUGGGAAUUCCUGAACGGCACCGGCCCCCGCAGCAUCCUGCAGCACCCCGGAGGAGCCCCCGGCCCCGCCAUCCGCCCUCCCUACGCAGGACGAGCCCUUUUCCACACAUCCAAUGGAUCUCUGCUGCUGGAGAACGUCCAGGAGAGCGACAGUGGCACCUACAGAGUGACCGUCGGUGCGGGAGGAGGGAAGAGCCUGGAAAUCCAGCUGGAAGUGCUCCAGCCCGUGUCCCUCCCGCGGCUCCGGAGCAGCUCUCUCGUGGCCCGGGCCCCUGGGCAGCUCGUCUGUGAGGUGGCAGAGGGCAGAGUGGACAGCAUCACCUGGAAGAAGGAUGGGCAGCCCCUUUCCCCAGGCGGAGCUGCCCGGCUGUCCGGCAGCCGCAGCGUUCUGCACCUGAGCCCUGCCAAGAGAUCGGACUGCGGCUCCUAUUCCUGCAACGCCAGCAACGGGAUCAGCUGGCAAGAAACCUCCCUGAAGGUCACCAUUGAAGGUCUCUCCCGUCGCCUGAAGCUCACCCUGAGGAUUGCCGUGGUCGCCGUGGUCUUCGCUGUCAUCUCGGCCUGGGGAUUAAUUAUCCCCGUCUGCCAGUCCGAAAAGCUCAGGAUAAGGGGGGAGCUCUGGAGGUGGCUCAGCUCCUACACCUGUGGGCUGGUGUGCAUCGCCUGCGUCCUGGAUGGCACCGCCGGCAUCCUCUGGAUGUGGGAGGAAGGCCCUUCUGUGGCUGUCAUACUGCCUGAGAUCACCCUGAGCUACCUCACCGUGGUCACCUUCCUGGUUGCCACCACCGUGAUUUUCCAGCCCACUGAUUUCAGCCAUCUGAAGAGCAAAAAAGCACAGCGCACCAUGGGCUACGCCGCGCCGGGGGCCGUGGUGGCCGUGGUGCUGAGCAGUGCCUUCCUCAUCAGGAGCUCCUACCACCGCCACGAAGAGGGAUGCUCGGAGUUCCUGGAUGUCACUGUCCUGGUGGCCAGCACGGCGGCCGUGUCGGCCCUGCCGCUCCUCGCCAUCGGCCUCUGCUAUUUGUCUUUUGCAGAUCACAAAACCCAGGGCAGGUGCAAGGACAGCGAUGUCUGUUGGAUGGACAAAGCUGGGUCCUUUGAGAUGUGUCAGCCGGGCACCAAGGACACCGCUCCCAGCUGAGCUCCAUCUCGGGGUGUCUCUCACUUCCCCCAGGUUUAGUGCGCUCAGGGCUCUCAGUUUUGGUUCCUCUAUGAUCCUCAUAAUAAAUGUCCAUGAAAUUAA
Molecule: messenger RNA, 1908 nt
Organism: Pseudopodoces humilis (Tibetan ground-tit)
Lineage: Eukaryota; Metazoa; Chordata; Aves; Passeriformes; Paridae
Source: RefSeq, a predicted model, not a curated record